Brugia malayi is the source of this 162-nucleotide messenger RNA. RefSeq lists its product as uncharacterized. The coding region runs from base 1 to 162 and encodes 53 amino acids. Lineage: Eukaryota; Metazoa; Nematoda; Chromadorea; Rhabditida; Onchocercidae. The transcript is spliced from 2 exons. The record is from RefSeq and is a predicted model, not a curated record.
AUGAUUGAUAUUGGUGGCGCUAUUGUUGUUGCUAGUACUACUACUACCAUCACCGCCACCACCACUGCUGCUGCCGCUGCUGCUGCUGCUGCUGCUGCUGCUGCUGCUGCUGCUGCUGCUGAUGUUGUUAUGGCUGUGGUGGUGAUGUUGGUGAUGAGGUAG